Messenger RNA from Colletotrichum spaethianum, 1800 nucleotides. RefSeq lists its product as uncharacterized. The record is from RefSeq and is a predicted model, not a curated record. Gene Ontology annotation, biological process: DNA-templated transcription. The coding region runs from base 1 to 1800 and encodes 599 amino acids. Gene Ontology annotation, molecular function: DNA binding; zinc ion binding. Lineage: Eukaryota; Fungi; Ascomycota; Sordariomycetes; Glomerellales; Glomerellaceae. The transcript is spliced from 2 exons.
AUGGCCGAGGAGGCCUCGCCAACGCGUCAGGAGGAUGAAGACGAUGAUGAGGUAGCAGAGUCCAUCUGUGUUGCCAGCUCGAUGCCUGCAGUCCGGAGCCCAUGGCCUCAGGCUGCAAACCCAGCCGCCAGCCCACCAGAUCGUGCUGAGCACCCAACACCUCAAAAUUCCAGCCCAGAACUCAAGGUUGAUGAAGACUCAAACCAGCAUAACGACGAUAGGUUUGUCGGCGACUUGAAUCCAGAAGGGGCCUUUCUUGCUGAUAGUCCCGGAGCGAGUCGUGGUUACGCAGAAUCUAACUCUGUUGGCGUCUGGUAUUCUCGCAAGAGCAACAAAAACAACCUUACUACAGAGCUUGCGUCCGCAGUCUCCGAGGACCAUGCUGAGCAUCAGUUCCUCGCGGUGUUGCCUAGGAAAGAACAUUAUGAUCAGCUGAAGAAGAUCUACCUACGAGAUGUCCACCGGAUUCUACCUGUGAUGAACGUGAACAUCCUCGAAAAACCAACAUCUACGAUAUCACAAGUUCUCUGCAAACAAGCGGUUUGUCUGGCGGCAGGAUCUAACCCCAUCGCAAAGCCAUAUCUGACACUCGGUGAAGACUCAUCGGUGGUCUUAGGUUAUCCAGAGUUCGCUCUCCGCCUUUCAUCAGCUAUCCGGAAGGCACUUGGCCUCGGUUUAGUCAAGGAUCGCGUCCAGGCAGUUGCAAUUCUUGUCAUCCUCUCGUUAUAUACCCACUUCUCCCAAGACCGGCACUUAUCUGCAGAACUGGCAGCACAGGCUGUAAGCAACGCUCAAACAGUCGGUCUUCACCUUCAGAACCCACCUGCAAGAUCUGAGGAUCCCGCCUAUCUGACACGACUAUUUUGUUGUGUAUGGGCAAUGGACCAGCUUAAUGCUGCGUUCCACGGACGGCCGGUAAUGAUGCACGAAAGAGACCUGGGACGCGACAUGGAAGCCUGUAUCGCAGAGCAAGAUAGCUGCUUCCGGCUAUUCCUCGAGAUUGUUGUCUUACUGGGCUGCAUUAUCGAUCUCUAUCGACCAGCAGCAAAGAACACUGGCUGUGUUGUCAUGGAAGACUUGCCCAGCUUCGAUAGCCUCGUCGAAAGGGCUCAGGCGCUCGGCGUCGAGUCCCGUCUAUUGGCCUCCAUCGAGCUGCUCUACCACGGCAUCGCUAUUUUGUCCUGUCGCAUCCCAGUUGGAUCAACACGAUCUGAGCAUCUAUCUUUAGCACACACUCGGCAGUCUCUUUCUGCCAUCAAGAUAACGACAAUUGUCGACCACUUUAGCAGUUCGCUAGCGCACAUGACGUUCGUACCAUAUGCCGUAUCCCUCUCUCUACGAGUAGCGUACCGGGAGCUUCGGUCCAGCAAGAUUCCGAUGUUAACCGCGAGAUCUCGCCGCCAACUUCAAUCGACUUGCAAAAUACUCAGAGAGCUGGGUGGCAUGUUUCGUUCUGCGCUCGUCAUGGUGGAUCUGGCCGAGCAGGUUAUUCAGGAGAUCGACCAGGUUUGCUCCAAUGCUUUGAACGAGCAGGCUGGGAAUACUUCCACAGGCGCGCCAACUACUCCUCGUCAAGAGGGUGUGGCCGCCAGCUUAGGAUCCGAGAUCGGUAACAACCUGGAAGUCGUAAACCCUCUGCCGCAUAGCGAGGCUGUUGCAGGUUUCGACGCUUCACUUCUUGAGGGACCUGCGGGAUUUGACGUUUUUGAGUUUUUCGACCCCGGUGAUCUCAAUGCUAUUGAUGCCAUCUUAGGAGGUCAUGCGGCACCAGGCUUUGGUCACUUGGGCCCUUUUCCAUAA